AUGAAGACCGAAUUCUUCUUGUUGCCCUUUCUAAGCGCAAUCGCACACUGUGUUGCUGAGAACUCGACGUUUCAAAACCCGAUUCUCAGCGGCUUCAACCCGGAUCCCGGCUGCGUCUUCGUACCAGAGUUCAAUGAUACCUUUUUUUGUGUCACAUCGAGCUUCCUGGCCUUCCCUGGCCUCCCCGUUCACGCAAGCCGCGACUUGGUUCACUGGAAGCAUGUUUCCAAUGCGUUCAGUCGGCCAGACCAAUUGCCUGGCAUGGCGUUCCUCCCAAGAGCAACCAGUGGCAUCUAUGCACCGACUCUGCGGUUCCACAGAGGCACGUUCUACUUGAUGUCGACUCUCGUCAACCAACAACUUCCUCGCGUCAAUGACUCUCGAUGGGAUAACUUCAUCAUGACCACUACAGAUCCGUACAGCUCGGAUGCAUGGUCUGAUCCGGUUCAUUUCAGUUUCCCUGGCUUCGACCCCUCGCCGUUCUGGGAUGAUGAUGGGUCUACCUGGGUUUCGGGCGCACACACUGCAGCCUACUAUCCCGGAGUGAUGCACGCACCCCUGGAUUUCAAAACGGGAGAGAUUGGCGACAUCACCAUGCCAUGGAACGGAACUGGGGGAGCCUCGCCCGAAGCGCCUCAUCUUUGGAAGCGCGGCGGGUGGUAUUAUUUGCUGCUCGCAGAAGGGGGUACUCGUGAGAAUCAUAUGGUCACCAUGGCACGCUCACGCAGUAUUCAAGGCCCCUUCGAACCGGCACCUAGAAACCCUCUUCUCACAGCGGCCAACACCAGCUCAUACUUCCAGGCCGUCGGACACGCCGAUCUUUUCCAGGACGGCGAUGGCCAAUGGUGGGCAUCUGCAUUGGCUGUGCGGGCCGGAGGGUCAUAUGGCAAAGAUCCUGGCCCAUACUUUGGCAACCUUCCGAUGGGAAGGGAGACAGUGCUCACUCCAGUGACCUGGGAAGAGGGAAAAUUUCCUAUAUUUACUCCCGUUGCUGGCACCAUGUCGGGUUGGAGACUACCUAUUGAGUCACAUGUGGAGGAUGGAGAAGGCCAGCUCAACGGCGCGGAUGACUUGGUCACGUUUGCUCCUGGGAGUCGCCUACCCAUUCAUUUCGUGCAUUUGCGGUUGCCGAAAAGGAAAAGCUACCGGAUAUCGCCACCACACCACUCUAAUUGCCUGGCAUUGAAGUCUUCUGUGCUCAAUCUCACGGCCUUCGAUGCAGACUCCUCCCUGGGUCGAGGUCAAACGUUUGUUGGCCGGCGGAUGGCACAUUCCAUGUUCCGAUACAGCGUAGACAUAGACUGGGCCAAAUCCUUGAAGAAAGAGGAAAUGGAAGUUGGUGUCUCGGUAUUCCAAGACCAAGCGCAGCAUUUCGACCUGGGCAUCGUGAUGCUCAAGGCAGAGGGAAAAGAGUCCUUGCAACCACAUCUGCGCUUUCGUGGACACUCAGAGACUCCGUACCGAGGCAGGACGGCUAUCCCAGUGAGCUCAGUGGCCAUGCCAAGUGAAUGGAUGGGAAAAAAGCUUCGACUCGAGAUUGAGGCAGUCAAUAGCACACAUUUCGAGUUUAGGGCGGGUCCGGUUGGCUCAACAGACCGACAGUCGGGAAUGCGCGUAUUUGGUCAUUGUCGGGGGACUGAUGUGGUGCCGUACUAUUCCGGCGUCAUCGUUGGCGUGUACGCGACAACAAACGGAAAGCAUGGUGAGCAAGCAUUCGAGACAUAUAUUUCCAGGUGGAAGUAUGAAGGGCUUCGCCAGUUGAGGAGCCAGGACGACGUGGACCAGGUGGACAAGGGGGGCGAGACUGAUGACAGCGCGACUCCAUAA
Molecule: messenger RNA, 1827 nt
Organism: Ilyonectria robusta
Lineage: Eukaryota; Fungi; Ascomycota; Sordariomycetes; Hypocreales; Nectriaceae
Product: glycosyl hydrolase
Exons: 2
Coding region: 1-1827 (608 amino acids)
Biological process (GO): carbohydrate metabolic process
Molecular function (GO): hydrolase activity, hydrolyzing O-glycosyl compounds
Source: RefSeq, a predicted model, not a curated record